This is a messenger RNA of Cebus imitator (Panamanian white-faced capuchin), 4116 nucleotides long. RefSeq names its product GRB2 associated binding protein family member 4 (gene GAB4). The transcript is spliced from 11 exons. NCBI's taxonomy places the organism in Eukaryota, Metazoa, Chordata, Mammalia, Primates, Cebidae. The record is from RefSeq and is a predicted model, not a curated record.
AUGGGCCAAAUACCGAACUGGACCUCAAACCCCAGCAGGAACCUGAAUUCUACCGCUACGGCCCCCAUUUCCCCGCCUCUGCCCUCGCCCUCCUGGGAGCUGUUGCCGCCUGACCCGGGAUCUCUACCUUGCUCCUCGUGACCCGGAAGUGACCCUGCCGGCGGCAACAUGGAAGGUGGUCAUGUGCUGUACAGCGGCUGGCUGAGGAAGUCGCCCCCCGAGGAGAAGUUGAGGCGUUUUGCCUGGAGGAAAUGCUGGUUUAUCCUGCGGAGGGGCCAGACUAGCAGUGACCCAGAUGUUCUGGAAUACUACAAGAAUGAUGGCUCCAAGAAGCCCCUGCGCACCAUCAACCUGAACCUCUGUGAGCAGCUGGAUGUUGGUGUGACUCUGAACUUCAACAGGAAGGAGCUUCAGAAGGGCUAUAUGUUUGACAUCAAGACCAGAGAGCGUACCUUCUACCUGGUGGCUGAGACCAGGGAGGACAUGAACAAGUGGGCCUGGAGCAUCUGUCAGAUCUGCGGCUUCAGGCAGGUUGAAGAAAGCACAGGCUCCCUGGGAAACAUUUCCACAGCCAGUCAUGGCCCCCGUUCUUCUCCAGCUGAGAUCAGUCGCUCCCACCAGCACCUCCCCCAAGAACGAGAACCCACGUCUGAGCCCUCUGUGUCUCACCGUGUGCCGCCCACCUGGCCCAUCCCUUCACCUCGGGGGUGUCUCUGCUUGCACCAGCAGGCCAGCCAGAGAGCAGGACAUGCAAGGAGUGCCAGCUUCUCCCAGGGCUCUGGGGCCUCAUUCCUCAUGAGAAGACACACAGCCUUGCAAAAUCUUGCACAGCUUAGUGGAUACAGUGUCGAUGGGGUCAGCGGUCACAUCCAUGGCUUCCAUAGCCUUUCCAAGCUGAGCCAGCACAAUACAGAAUUCAGAGGCAGCCCCUGCAGAGCCCCCUGGAGCCUGGCUUCCCAUGACCACACCAGAGGCAGCCUCACAGGAUCUGAGGCAGAUAAUGCAGCUUCCUUCCACGAGGACCCCCAGUGUGGUGGAGGGAGUGCAGGCCCGCCUGUCGAGUCCAUGCAUGAGGGAGUCAGUUCUUUCCUGCCAGGGAAAACACUUGUGGGCCUGUCGCACAACAUUGCUUCUGGGGACAGCUGUGUGCCCAUGAGCCCAGGCUCCCCGGACCUGCAGGCUGUGGAGCGAGCAGGCGAUGAUUCCCAGAGCACCUGCAUCCCCGUGGGCCCAAGACCCGUUUGCUUUGACCUGCGCGGCUCCCCACUCACAGAGCUUUCUGUGCACCGAGACCCCAGCGAGGGACAUGAGGUCCAGCCGCCCCCUGUCAACCGCAGCCUCAAGCCUAACCAGAAAGCAAACCCAACACCGCCCAACCGGAGAAACAACAGGGUCAUCAAUGAGCUCUCCUUCAAGUCACCUGUCACAGAGCCCUGGUCUAGGGCCAGCCACACCUUUGACUCCAGCUCCUCCCAACACCCCAUCUCCACGCAGGGCAUCACCAGCGCAGACUCAGGAGACAGCGGAGAGAGAUACGUUUUCCUGAACCCGGGGUCUGCAUUUCCUGUUCUCGGUGGCACCAGCAGUUCAGCCCUGGCGAGGAGCACUGGUAGCAUCCACCAUGUGGCUGUGGACUUCCAGCCAAGCAAGUUAUCCAUAAGCUCUGUCGCAUCCGGCAAGAAGGCGGAAUAUGUCCAGGUGGAUCUGGAGAAGACCCAGGCCCUGCAGAAGACCAUGCAUGAGCAGAUGUGCCUGCGGCAGUCCUUGGAGCCGCCCAGGGGCACCAAGCUGUGACUCGGGACACCGAAACCAGAGAGGGGCCAGGGCAGUGCUAGUCCUCCACACUCUAAAGCUCUCUGAUGUCAGGGACCCCAUCCCUUACCGAGAGCGGAGGCCUGAUCAAGGUACAUUUUCUGCCUGGUUGGGACCCACCUGUGCCUUUGGCUGGCCAUGGGCUCCACCUUUACUCCCUUGCUAGGACCAGUUCCCAGCAAGCACCCUCCGUCUCUUCCUGCCCCUCAGACCCGGGCUACCAACAGGUUCCACACUCACACACGCUCCCAGUUCUCAGCCUCUUCCUUCCAGCCUUUGGGCUGUUCCCCCCAAUGCUGGAACAUGAGGAGCCACCAUGCUGGUCCUGGGAGCCAAGGUCCGCAGGCCACAGUGGACAUGGACCUUUUCAGCCCUGGCAUUUUUUGGUCAGGGGAGAGGCAAGGCCAUCAAACAUUGGAAAACUUGAGAAGGAAAGUGAAAGGUGGUCUUGAGAAGCAAAGGAGUUAGGUCCUUAGACCCAGAAGGGCAGCUGAAGCCUGCAGGGGCUCCCACUUCAGGCUGAGGCCAGAGUACAGCGGCUGCUCCGGUCUGGAAGAGGCAGAGAGGGAAGGGCAGAAGGAAGGGAGAGCAGGAGGAUGGGCAGCCGAAAGCCACAAGGAGCAGGACGGGAGCUCCAGAGACUGGGGUGACAAGGACCGGGGUCAGGGUCCCAGAAAUCUGGUGAUGCCCCUUGGAGGGCCCUUUGCCUGCUUAAGAAGGCUUGGUUGGAGCUGGGCAAAGCAGCAACUGAUGGGGGGAUACCUGCAGGGUGAGGCGUGGGAUGUGAGAGGGAGGGAGGGAAAGAACGUGCAGAUAGCGGUGGCACAGGGCUGAGGGGGUCCUGGGACAGGGGCCCAACGCAGGGCCCAGGACUCUGCAGUGCAGGUGGUGCAGCAUGUGACUUUGUGAAGGGGCAGAGUAGUGGGGAGGGCACAGAGGGAACCCAUGGAAGGCAGGGCCAGGGAGUCGGCCAGGAGAAGUAGGGAAAUGUGGCCGGGAUCUGGGGGAGUGCCAGAAGUGAUGAAUGGGAUACAGGAGCAGAAAGUGAAGGGGUCCGCUGUGCACGGGAGCAGUGUGAGGCCCCCUGGAGGGCGUGGGACGCGGGUGGAGCCCGCAGGGAGGAUGACCUGGGGUGGGGCUGGGGUUGUGCCAGGCCCAGUGUUUCCUUCACUUUGCCCUCUUCCCUGGCAUUCCAGUGCCACACUGGACUCAUUGGCUCUGCGGCCAGAAGCCAGUCUCCUCCUCCUGUGACUUGAGAGAGCCUCAGAUCCCAGGCUCAGAAGGUAGGGCCCCACCCAGGGCUUUGUGUGCUAAGGUUCAGGUAUGGGUCGGAAUUUUUUAUAUUGAAGGUUUUUGACCAAAAUUUCUAAGAGUUUCAGAGUGAACAGGGCAGUCCAGACCCUUCUACCCUGGGGUGAAUAGACUUUCCUCCUCCAAAAACGUGACUGCCCACAGGGUUUGAUGGAGGCGGCCUCCACAUCCUGUCAGCGCCUGUGAGCACCACACCUCACCAGACCAGGGGCCUGGCCGGCUUCUGGGAAUUCAGCCCUCAGCAGGGGUCCUCUCCUCGGUAGCUCAAAGGCUCAGGUGGCAGGGCCCCAGGCUUAGGUAGUGAGGACACAGGGAAUCUAUCAGACCUUUGCCCAAACUUGACAGGGUCACAUCAGUGAGGGAAAGGACAAGGACACAGACAGUGGUGAUGGCCAAGAUGGGCUGACUGCUGCCAAUGGUGAAGACUCCUUCUCAGGGAGUGGGGCAGGGAGAGUGGUUUUCAGGACAAGGGGUGCCUGAGUUAGGCUGGAGAGGAGGUUAGGUCAGAUUUUUACAGGGAAGGAGGGCACGGCCAGGGUACAGUGGAGGAAGGAAGGACAGACUGGAAGAGCCUUGGGCUGAGGGGACAGAGGGCCUCUGGAGUGCAGGUGCAGCUGUUCAGAACUGCAGGGGCCGGGCCUCUGUGCUCCCACAGGUGGAGUGGUAAUGGCUGCAUGGCCACACUGGGCAGGGUGUGUAGGGUGGUGGCUUACUGGCCCAUCCCUGACUGUGUCCCCGUAAGUCCCUCCAGGUGGUCUCACACAGCGAAGCUCUUAAUGGCAUCCCCUGUCCUUAGCUGACUACAGUGGGGCCUGGUAUUGAUCUCAACUCCCAGCCCAGUCCCCUUCCCUGUUGACUGCAGGCUGCUGGGAAAAUCCUGUGUGUUCUGAGUGUGCGUCGUGUACAUGAACCUGGUGGAGGCUUCAGAGACAGGCGUUCAAGUCCCAUCUCCAGAAAGGUUCCUUCCUGCUCUGGGUUCCUGUCACCACCAAA